AAUUCUGGGAUAAUAAUAUUUUUUUUAUUAUACUGUUUGGAAAGUAGAAAAUAGAAGGGACUUCCGGUUUCUUUUUUGUCGGAUAUUCGGUUCAAGAAUAUUCAGUACAAGAAUUAAAAUAGUAAUUUUUUAAUGUUUACAUUGUAUACAGUUAUACGUUCACAUUUCUCACACGUUAAGUAAAAAAAUAAGGACAAUAGGAACAAGGAUAAACAAAAAACACAUAUAUCAUCCAAAAAUUAUUUCAUAUAAUAAAACGAUUUAAGCAGCAGACACUUUCAAGAGCAUUUUUGGACAAUUUUCGGACAAGUUAUAAAUAUUCUUCAAGCGGUUAGAAAGGCAGUUAUGAAAUAUAAAAAACAGCAAUAAUUGCUUAAAUUUCUAUUUAAAUGUUUAAAAUAACUGUGGAAUUCGUCUUUUUUUUGACGUAAAACUAAUAAGACUUGGUUUUGGAAUUAUUUUUUUUAAAUCUACAAACCUGUAAUUGCUCUUGAUGAAUUCUUUAGGCAUUGUAAGGAAGCUUUUAAAGGUAAAUUGAGCAAAUUGGCAAAAAAAAACAGAUACUUUUUUUUUGAGAAAAUAUAUUACAGGAUGGUUUAGUUUUAAUUUCGAGCACAUAGUGUUUUUUAACCGCUGUAGUGCUGUCAAAUAAUCCCAUCCAGCUGCCUUCAUCUCUCUCUCAUAUGGAAAUUGGUACAACUUAUGUGCGCUUUCCUCAUAAGCCCGUCUAUGUUUCCUGCUUAUGCACAAAGCCGGUCAUUUACGAGGCCAUAACAACAAUUCAUAUUUACAUAAGUGCAUAUAAAACCUGCAGCUCGUUUCAUCGCAUUUUGUAAAAUACGGCCCGAAUUGUUCCAGGCGAGAAGCCGUUCAAAUGCGAGUACGAAGGGUGCGACCGACGCUUCGCCAACUCCUCGGACCGGAAAAAGCACUCGCACGUCCACACCUCCGACAAGCCCUACAACUGCCGCGUCUCCGGCUGCGACAAGUCCUACACCCACCCCUCGUCGCUCCGCAAGCACAUGAAGGUGCACGGCUGCUCCGGGCGCUCGCCCCCGCACUACGACAGCGACGGCGAGGAGUCCAACUCCUCCUCGGCGGGCAGCAUCUCGGUGGCGGCCAGCCCGCAGGUCUCCGGCCCGCAGGUGCCCCCCAACACGCUGAGCGAGUGGUACGUGGCGUGCCAGCCGCCGCCCCCGGUCACGCCCGACCCGCUGGGCGGCCUGGGGCACUUCGGGAAUCUGCACCACAGUGGCGCCGCCACCGCCUAUUAGUGAUCGUUGAGUUGUGUCUUGUACAUAGAGGCGGCCGGGACAAUUGACAAAGAACUACACGUUUGGAUAUUUAAGGCCCGGUUUUGCAUUUUGACUGUGAAUAUUUUAUUUAAUUAUUUAAUGUUUUAAAUGGUUCCCGUGCAAUUACUACUGGUAUACAGUUGCUGAGUUUUCUUCGUAUCAUGAGUUCCGAACUAUUGGAUAAGUUUUUAUGAUAAUGCGUAUUUGUAUAUUUGUAUAAAACUUUAUUAUUGAUAUUUAAUUGUAGGACCACAAUUGUAUAAAGAGAAAUUAUUGUACAUAUAUCUUAUCAGGGAUCUCUGUAUAUCUAAAGUUUAUUAUAACUUGAAUUUAUUGAAAAUAAAUCUGACUGAUGAUGUA
This is a messenger RNA of Tribolium castaneum (red flour beetle), 1655 nucleotides long. RefSeq lists its product as uncharacterized. Bases 1023 to 1274 code for a protein of 83 amino acids. The transcript has a single exon. The record is from RefSeq and is a predicted model, not a curated record. Lineage: Eukaryota; Metazoa; Arthropoda; Insecta; Coleoptera; Tenebrionidae.